This is a messenger RNA of Symbiodinium sp. CCMP2592, 546 nucleotides long. NCBI's taxonomy places the organism in Eukaryota, Dinophyceae, Suessiales, Symbiodiniaceae. The record is from the annotation of a GenBank genome assembly.
AUGGCAGAGGAUCCAACUUUCGAAGUGGAGACUCGCAAGAUCAUCUUUUACGGCAAGCAUGAGUGGUGCCCCACUCAGAAAAUAGUCGAGGAGCGGACCUUUUUCUCCUUCACGAAGUGGUCUGCACAGCUGACUCGCAUGAUGACCGGCAAGCGACUUCAGCUUGGGGGUGGGCGGGCUGCAGAAAGUGGUUCCUUGAACGUGCCAGUGAUCGGCAAGAUCUUGGAAGCCCGGCAGUCGGCCUGCGACAAAGCCCUUGAGGAAGCUCUGAAAGUCGAGGAUGGGUUGGGCGACGAGGAUGAGAAGCCGAAGAAGAAAGCCAAGAAAACCAUUCGAAGGUCAUCGGCCAAGGACCUCCACCUCCUUCCUGAAAUAGUGGACGUGUCGGUGGCUGAAUUCCAGAUGUCCUUGCUUUCGGAGGGGCUGUCGACUGGAACGAUCUGGAUGGAGCUCCGUCCCGAAAACCUCUCCUGGCUCAAGUCUUGUGUCGACAAGGAAGAGGCAAAGCCUCGUCAGAAGAAGGGGGAGGCCAAGCCAAAGCAGUGA